AUGGACCUGGCAUCUUCAGCCAGCAGCAGAGGCCCCGGCAGUCGUCUGUCGGCUGAGGCCUUGCUCCUUGAAGCAGGCCGGGCGUCAGGGCUUAAGCUGCCCCGGGAUGACCUGAGGCGUGCCCUCGCCGACACGGAGCACGGGCCUGCGCUGGCGGAGUGGGCCGUCACGCACCUUGGCUCCGACACUCUCUUGAGUGCCGAUGAACUUGCUCUGUAUACGGCACUCGACAGGAGCGGCCAAGUUGAUAGGCUGGCUUCCAUGUACGACCUGGCCGAAGUGCAGGCCAUCAACGAGGCAGAGCUGCGAGCAGCCAUCGACGAGUUGCAAAGGUCGACGAGCACCAUCAGCAAGCAGACUCAGACAUUACGCCAGCAGCAGGAUGCACUCUCGCGGCUUCUCAAGAAGCAGGCUGAAAGCGACGUCAAGAGACGCGACUUGGCACAUGGCAGGCGGCGCAAAGCUGAGGUCGAACGCAGGCAGAUUGCACAUGAGGUAGAGCAGCUAUCUCAGACCCUUGCGUACAGGGUCGCAGAUCUGGAGCAGCAGGCCACGGAUGCGGAACCGGAGCUUCAGGCUGCUGUGGACGGCGCCUUUAAAUCUGACGACAAACUGCUCUCUAGCCUGCAGAAACUUGGCUGGGAGCUGGAUCGGCCAGACCCCGAAGAGGCACAAGCUGUCGACGAUAUGCGGGAGGGCUGCAUGCGGCUAAUCAAGGCCACUGUUGAGACGGUCCGCACAAAGCUGGAUGCGGUCUAUUUGGAUACACUCGCCAACGCUGAGCGCUCGGGAAAGACAAAGCCGGCAAGUUCUGAGGAAGUGAAGGGCCUGCAAGAGGAAGUUGAAUCACUCUACUCCGAAAUCCUGCCAGUUGCACAAAUGUCUGUUGAGCAACAGCAUCUCGAGCCCGCCUUGGCAUCCAUCACUGCGCAAAGCGGCCAGAGUCUCAGGCGCACUGCCGCUGCCGUUGCCUACAUGGAUGCGUGCUUGGAGUACCUACUGGACAGGAUCGACCGUCUUCACUCUCGCGUCACUGCUCGCAAAUCACAUCAGGCUGCUACGGCAGCAGUUGGCUCGACCGUCCAUGCCGAAAUCGCAACGCAGAUUUCCGCAACAUCAUCGCAAGAGGCAGCGCGGGUGCCCGCCUCUCCUGUCCGCCAGCCGUCACCAGUCCGUAUCCGCCACGACGCCGCCGGCUCCCACGGCCGGCGACGGUCGCUGACUCCUAUGGACGAAACUCCGCUCGAGGCGCUCUGUACGAAACUCGCCAUUUCGUUGGACGAGGACGAUGAAGCCAAAGAACGGACUGCGUCGCUGGCCAAAAUCCUCGCCGACCGUGCGCAGAAGAGCACAGAAGUUGCACGUGGUGCCCAGGACAGCUUUGAAGCUACAACCAUGUCCCAGCUCCGCGAUGCUCGCCUGGCAGUGCAGCUGCUCAAGGACAGCAUCCUGGCGGAGAGCCCAUUCGGACAAGUCACACUUGUCGAUCCAGAGAUUGAUGGGUCCAUCGCCAUUCUGCAGCAAGAGGUUUCCAAGGCUCAGGAAAGAUUGCGUGAGGCUGAGGGACAAGGGCUAGCUUCUCGAAGCAUGAAGCGGGACGAGCUGAUCCAGAGAUGGGGCUCAUGA
This is a messenger RNA of Purpureocillium lilacinum, 1626 nucleotides long. RefSeq lists its product as uncharacterized. The record is from RefSeq and is a predicted model, not a curated record. Lineage: Eukaryota; Fungi; Ascomycota; Sordariomycetes; Hypocreales; Ophiocordycipitaceae.